Trichophyton benhamiae CBS 112371 is the source of this 327-nucleotide messenger RNA. RefSeq lists its product as uncharacterized. The transcript has 2 exons. The coding region runs from base 1 to 327 and encodes 108 amino acids. NCBI's taxonomy places the organism in Eukaryota, Fungi, Ascomycota, Eurotiomycetes, Onygenales, Arthrodermataceae. The record is from RefSeq and is a predicted model, not a curated record.
AUGGAGCGAGAUGACUCGCACACGACAGCGGUUGACGUGGGCGUGGCGGUCGUCGCUGGAGCGUUGGUCGUCCGGCUAGCAGAGCAGGCGAAAAGGAACGAAGAGAAGUUGUCUUUUUUUCUUUUUGAACGCAGAGAUGCACGAGAGAGCGAGAGCGAGAGAGGAACAGAGAGAGAGAAGAGAGAAGAGAGAGAGAAAGAACAAGAAAAGAAGAAGAAGAGAGGAAGAAGAGAAGUUGAAGAAGCGAAGUUGAAGUCGAGGCGGACGAAGAAGAAAGUUGCAGUUUUGGCUCAAAAGGGGAAAAAGGCAAAAAGAGACGCGCGCUAA